This is a messenger RNA of Oncorhynchus masou masou (cherry salmon), 1575 nucleotides long. RefSeq names its product SLX4 interacting protein (gene slx4ip). The coding region runs from base 318 to 1490 and encodes 390 amino acids. Lineage: Eukaryota; Metazoa; Chordata; Actinopteri; Salmoniformes; Salmonidae. The transcript is spliced from 8 exons. The record is from RefSeq and is a predicted model, not a curated record.
AAGCCCCAUUUUUACUUUGUGGCUGUGGUAACUAGUGGAAAAUAAGUUGUUAUGCAGCUAUGAAAUAAACGUAGCAAGUUACCGUUCCAGCUCGUCCUGAAGUCAGAUGAUUGAAUAACAUUCGGUUUCUUGCUUGUUAGCCACGGUAAAUACAACAAACACGGCUUACAAGCUACCUAGUUUAGCUGCUUAGCUUGUACAUCGUGUUCUUGUUCAACAAUAAACGAUUUGUACCUAACGUGAAGCAACAAUACUCACUGCCCCCGAAACGCAACAGUAACAUCUACAGUAAUCUGUUACUACUAGACUCAACAAGAAUGGCUCCUCACAAGGUUGUUGUCAAGUGUGGGAGAUAUGCUGUGUUGGUGGAUCUCCAGAUCACUGGGCCUCUGGGCCGCGGAGCACCACAGGAAACCAGCUGGUUCACUAUGGAGCACACUGAGGAGGUCACUAGUCUGGUGAGAGAUGCUGUGGACCGGAGGGUGAGGCUCUACAUAGACUGCCUUCACAAAAGAGGACAGCCCAAACACAAGAGAGAGCUGCCACGUGCCAACCCCCUCUGUGUGAAAGGGAGAAGAGUUAGCUUGGUGGCCAACUUCGUGAAGAGACAUUUCAACCUGCGGUGUAUUGUCAAGCAUCAGUACGGAGAGCUGCGUGUGUUUCCUGAGCGUUAUGUGGUGUGUGUGAGCCGACUGGAGGAUGCCUCAGCUAACCCGACCCCAGCCGUAACCGUGAGUCAGAGUACAGAGUCCCAGUAUUUUUCCAGGCCAGCAGCAGAAACCAGAGAUGAACUGAACUCCUCCACAAUAACAAAGAGAAGUUCCCUCCAGAAGAUAGCCAGACACGCGAACGCCAGGCCCCGACCAGAAACCCAACCUCUGCCCUGCGGAUCGGUCCUGGGGAAGAAACUGCACUCUGAGCAGAACGGAGCCCCAGGAGAGCAGGUUCCGGAGCCCCAGGAGAGCAGGUUCCGGAGCCCCAGGAGAGCAGGUUCCGGAGUCCCAGGAGAGCAGGUUCCGGAGCCCCAGGAGAGCAGGUUCCGGAGCCCCAGGAGAGCAGGUUCCGGAGCCCCAGGAGAGCAGGUUCCGGAGCCCCAGGAGAGCAGGUUCCGGAGCCCCAGGAGAGCAGGUUCCGGAGUCCCAGGAGAGCAGGUUCCGGAGCCCCAGGAGAGCAGGUUCCGGAGCCCCAGGAGAGCAGGUUCCGGAGCCCCAGGAGAGCAGGUUCCGGAGCCCCAGGAGAGCAGGUUCCGGAGCCCCAGGAGAGCAGGUUCCGGAGUCCCAGGAGAGCAGGUUCCGGAGCCCCAGGAGAGCAGGUUCCGGAGUCCCAGGAGAGCAGGUUCCGGAGCCCCAGGAGAGCAGGUUCCGGAGCCACAGGAGAGCAGGUUCCGGAGCCCCAGGAGAGCAGGUUCCGGAGCCCCAGCCACCGACCGUCCAGCCCAGGCUUACCACAGACGCAGUGCUGCCCCACGGCCAUCCCUCAACAUCCACUGACCCCACAGUACAGGCUGGGGCUGUGGGAGGGGUGGGUCUCACAGAGGGGAAGCAAAGAGAGAGUGUUGGGCUCCCAGGGAACACU